AUGCCUCACUCCAGCGCCGACUCUGGUCAUCUGACCAAGCGCCAAAAGGUCGCAUCCGUGACCAAGGCGACCGAGGCGGCCGGUCCCUAUGUUUCCAGAAUCUUUGCACCAUACAGAACUGUCGGGCUCGUCUCUCCAACUAGUGUCCCUUUUACCUCGGUGCCCCUGGGCAAGACCUCCUUUCAGAUAUCCACCUCGGUUGGCCGAUCCGUCCAGACGUACGACCUGAGCCGCGGUCUCAACCUCGUCUUCGUGAGCAAGCCGCAAACCCCGCACGACAUCACCGCCACGCUUGCAUGGAGGCAGAAGGUAUUCGUGGCCUGGGGCGGCGCGGAGGAGGGAAGCACCCAGGGUAUCUGGAUUCUGCAACGCGGAGACAAAACCGGCGAGCUGCAGCUGCCGGGGGACAUUUCCCAGCCCAUCAAACAGAUCCUGAUGCUGGGUACGUGGCUCGUCGCCUGUGCGCAGAACAGGAUCGAGGUCUUCAAGUCGGUUACUCUAGAGCACUACACUACCAUCUACACCAUGGCUUCCACGACCAAGGGCGGCAAUGAGAUCACCGGCGCCACCAGCAUGCCCACGUUCCUUAACAAGAUCUUUGUUGGUCGCAAGGACGGCUGGGUUGAGAUCUGGAACCUCAGUACCGGAAAGCUCAUAUACACCAUCCUGCCUCCAUCGCCCGACUGUGGCGGUGUGACCUGCCUUGAGCCCAGCCCCGCGCUGUCCCUCAUGGCUAUUGCCUAUGCCAGUGGCACCCUCGUCAUCACCAACGUCCUGACCGAUAAGCCCAUCCUCAAGUUCGAGGCCGGUAGCCCCGAGAGGCCCAUUCACCAUAUCUCUUUCCGAACCGACGGCAUGGGCGCUGGUCAGGAUGGCAGGAAAGAAGGUGUCAUGGCCACGGCCGGCCCCUCGUCAGGCGACGUCACCUUCUGGGAUCUCAAUGGCGGAGGGCGUGUCAUGGGUGUUCUGCACGGCGCCCACAACCCGCCCUCAUCCAAUGGCUCUAGCAUUGUACGGGGCGGUCUGAGCAAGAUUGAGUUCCUCGAUGGCCAGCCCGUCAUUGUCACCAGCGGUCGCGAUAACUCCCUCAAGACUUGGAUCUUUGACGAGUCUCCAUUCUCCCCCGUCCCGCGAAUCCUGCACUCGAGGAGCGGCCACGCCGGACCAGUCAACUGCCUUGAAUUCCUGCCCACCGACUUUGAGGGCGCCGAGGCAGGUAACAAGUGGCUCCUCAGCGGUGGUCAGGACCGCAGCCUGUGGGGAUGGAGUUUGAGGAGGGACGGCCAGAGCGCCGAGAUCAGCCAGGGCAACAUCCGCAAGAAGGCCAAGAAGGUCGGCAUCCUCGCCAAUAACGCCCUUGCCCACGGCCCCUCGACUACUCUCGAGGACCUCAAGGCGCCCGAAAUUACCUGCAUUGCCUCGUCGUUAAACCGCGAUGGAGGUAUGGGCGCCAUGCCUGGAAACCAGCCCAUCUGGCAGAAGGGACAGCCGCAGAAGAAGAACCAAGACGCCGAGACAAGCGGCAUGACUGGUUGGGAGAGCAUCGUGACGGCACACAAGGACGACCCGUACGCCAGGACGUGGUUCUGGGGCCGCAAGCGCGCCGGCCGAUGGGCCCUCCCAACCAGCGACGGGACCAAUGUGUCCACCGUCACCAUCAGCCCGUGCGGCACUUUUGCCGUUGUGGGGUCCGAGGGCGGUGCCAUAAACAUGUACAACCUGCAGUCGGGCAUGCACCGCCAGCAGUACCCGUCGAAGCUGACGCCCGCGCAGGCGCGCCAGGUGCGGAUGCAGCAGCUGCGGCAAGCUGACGAGGUGACGCAGUUCCACAGCGAGGGCGGCAAGUUCCCCGCCGGCACGGGGAGGCACACCAAGGCUGUGACUGGCCUGGUUGUCGACUCAUUGAACAAGACGGUCAUCUCGUGCUCGCUCGACGGCAAGAUCAAGUUCUGGGACUUCCUGACAGGCAGGCUGGUGGAGCAGCUCGACUGGGCGCCCAUGACGAGCCCGACUGCCUGCCGGUACCACGAGAGCAGCAACCUAGUGGCCUUCUCCUGCGACGACAUGUCGAUCCGGGUGGUGGACCUUGAGACGAAGCGGACGAUCCGUGAGUUCUGGGGUCCCAAGGACGUCAUCAACGACUUUUGCUUCUCGUAUGACGGCCGGUGGAUCAUUGCCGCCUCGCAGGACGGCACCAUCCGCGUCUGGGACCUGCCGACCAGCCAUCUCAUCGACGCCAUCCGUCUCGAGAAGCCGUGCAGGGCCCUUGCCAUGUCCACUUCGGGCGAGUACCUUGCCGCUACCAUCCAGGACGAGCCGGGCGUCGCCAUGUGGACCAACAAGUCACUCUUCAAGCACGUCGCCACCAAGCGCAUCACCGAAGGCGACAUUGCCAAGGUGGCCGCGCCUACGGUGUCGGGCGAGGGCAACAGCGCUAUGCUAGAGGGCGCCUUCGAGGACGACGAGGUGGAUGACGAGGAUGCCUUCGUGGCCCCUACUAUUGACCAGCUCAGCUCCGACAUGACGACGCUCAGUCUGGUCCCCAAGGCUAGGUGGCAGACCCUCCUGCACCUCGACCUAAUAAAGGAACGCAACAAGCCUAGAGAAGCCCCCAAGGCACCUGAGAAGGCACCGUUCUUCCUCCCCUCGACGACGGGGGCACCGUCAUCCACCACGCAGGAUGCCACGACCAAGGACGAGACGGCAGAUGACCUAGGCAAGUCGCGCAUCACGAAGAUGGACAAGGCGAGGGCCGAAGAGAUGUUUGGCUCCAAGCUGCGAACAUGCUCCCAGACGGGCAACUACGACAUCUUCAUCGAGCACCUUAAAUCCCUCUCGCCGGCAAGCGCAGACCUCGAACUACGAUACCUGUCGGCAGGCAACGGCGCUGACGAGGAAACAUCCAACGAGAUCCUACACUUCAUCCGGGCCCUCACACAGCGACUGCAGUCGAGGCGGGACUACGAGCUCAUGCAGGUGUGGAUGACGGUGCUGUUGAGGCUGCACUCGGACGUCAUCAUAGCAAGCGAGACGCUUCUGAAGGCGCUGGGGGAGUGGAAGGCGUACCAGGAGAAGGAGUGUGCUAGGUUGGAUGGGCUGGUUGGGUACUGCAGUGGUGUGGUGAACUUCUUGAGGAGUCCGAGGGCGUAG
This is a messenger RNA of Geosmithia morbida, 3150 nucleotides long. Its product is annotated as U3 small nucleolar RNA-associated protein 21. The transcript has 3 exons. The coding region runs from base 1 to 3150 and encodes 1049 amino acids. Gene Ontology annotation, biological process: rRNA processing. The record is from RefSeq and is a predicted model, not a curated record. Gene Ontology annotation, molecular function: protein binding. NCBI's taxonomy places the organism in Eukaryota, Fungi, Ascomycota, Sordariomycetes, Hypocreales, Bionectriaceae. Gene Ontology annotation, cellular component: small-subunit processome; Pwp2p-containing subcomplex of 90S preribosome.